Molecule: messenger RNA, 690 nt
Organism: Patella vulgata (common limpet)
Lineage: Eukaryota; Metazoa; Mollusca; Gastropoda; Patellidae
Product: D-dopachrome decarboxylase-B
Exons: 4
Coding region: 135-464 (109 amino acids)
Molecular function (GO): phenylpyruvate tautomerase activity
Source: RefSeq, a predicted model, not a curated record
UAUGCAUAACUAACUGAUAAAGAAAUGUCCUUUGGACCUACUGUGAUAAAAUUCCACCAUCUCGAUGAUUUAUAUUAUUUAUAUAACCCAUAAGAGGUGUGUUGACACUUGAAGCAAGCGAAAGAACUAUUAUCAUGCCGAUGUGUAUAGUAAAUACCAAUCGUAAAAGCGAAGACAUACCGAAUGAUUUUGAAGCCAAAUUGGCAGAGAAAGUUGCCAGUGUAUUAAACAAACCACUUUCUGCUAUGCAAGUUGUAAUAAAUAGUGGGGCGCGGGUGUAUCGUAAAGAGAGUACAGCACCAGCAUGUAUUAUGCAGCUUUAUUCGAUUGAUGUAUUUGAUGAACAAAGAAAUCCCACCUACACACCGCCAUUACUAGACUUUCUUAAAACGCAAUUAAGACUCGGUGAAAAUAGGACGGUUGUACAUUAUAUACCAGCACAACGCUACAUGUUUGGUCAAUAAUUAUUGAUGAUCUACCGAUAUUAUUUUAUAUUUAAAAUUUAUUUGUGUACAAAUAUUUGAUAAUAAGCAUGAUUUAUAUAGUAGAUUGCUGAGGGAAUAUUGUCGAAUAAAUCAAUAUAUUUGAUAAUUAAAUGAAUAAAUAAAUGUAUUAUUUAAAACCAUAGACAUUGUUCAAAUGGUAAAUGCCUGGUCUACUUUUCCCUAAUCUGAUUAAAAUACAGAUCUA